AUGGACGACCCAGACGGCAAUUUGGCCAAGUUUGACGCCUUCAUAGACAAGUACAAAGAUGAUUUGAAGAAGCUCGCGGGUGAGAAGAAGAUGGAGAUUCUCCGCCGCAUUAUGGCGAUGCGGAAUUACGAUAACGUAGAUGUUUACGAACUUGGCUUGCUUCUGCGCCCAGUAAGAAAUUCAUGCGAGAAAAAUCCAUCUGAUCAUAGUACUACUGUUCUUGCGACUGACAAUCGCUUAUUUGAUGCUGGUGAUGAGGAACCGAAAAGUAAGCUUAAAAGAUCAGUGUCUAAAUCCGAACGAAAGCAAGAAAAUUCAACGAAGAAAGAGGAGAAAUCCGAACAGGGUUGUGGAAAACGAAUGCGCCGUGAUGCCGGACAUGCCGGCGACGAUCACGAAGCAACACCCAGGCGGAAGAAGACGAAGGAGAUCAUAAAGAAGGAGGACAAUGAGGAGAUAAAUUUGGCUCCUUUGCCGGAAAAGUUCCGACGAAGGAUCGAAAACAUGAACGGGUCUAACCCGGUUUUGGUGAUUCAGAAAGAAUUAUUCAAAACCGACGUGAGUCGUCAGCAUGGCCGUUUGUCAAUGCCGGAAAGCCAAAUUCGCAAGGAAUUGUUUCUCUCUCAUGAAGAGCUGGAGCUGAUGGCUUCUUGGAACGGGUCGAAUCCGCCCGAGAUCAAGGCGACGCUGAUCGGGCUGUCGAGACAAUUGGAGUGCGGUGUGACCUUGAAGAAGUGGAACAUGACCAAGAAAUCCGGCAGCGUCACGUCCACGUACAAUUUGGUGUCUGGUUGGAACUCCUUCGUGUCAGCGAACGAUCUCCUGCAAGGCAUGAUGGUGCAGGUUUGGGCAUUCAGAAAGGAGUCUAAACUCUGCUUUGGGCUGGUUAAAGUUGGCGGUGACGACGAAAAUGAAGAAGAUGAAUGA
Molecule: messenger RNA, 927 nt
Organism: Diospyros lotus (date-plum)
Lineage: Eukaryota; Viridiplantae; Streptophyta; Magnoliopsida; Ericales; Ebenaceae
Product: putative B3 domain-containing protein At3g24850
Exons: 1
Coding region: 1-927 (308 amino acids)
Molecular function (GO): DNA binding
Source: RefSeq, a predicted model, not a curated record